GCGGCGGAAGUGACGCUCCCGUUGCCGCGGCGAUCGAGCGCCCGGGGCUUGCGAGCGUGGGGCCGGCGCGGCGAUGCUUGCGGGCCGGGCCCCGCCGGGCGCUGCGGGCUGCCGCCGCCUCCUGGCGGCCGCUCUGGCGGCGGGGCUGCGGCCGCUGCUGUGCGGGCCGCCCUGCUGGGCCGCGGCGAGGCGGGCGGUGGGGCAGUGGCCGAGCCCGGGCCUGCGGAUACCGGAGGCGGCGGAGGCGGAGCGGCUGGUGCAGCAGCUGCAGCGGGUGCAGCGGGCCCGCCUGCCGCUCCGCCGCUUCAUCGCCUGCCCGCAGCUGGCGCGCACCGUGCAGCGCUGCCUGCAGGGCGGAGCCAGCCCCAGCCCCCAGCCCGUCCUGCUGGAGUGCGCGCCCGGUCCUGGAAUCUUGACCCGAACUCUGCUCAAUGCGGGUGUUAAAGUGGUAGCUCUAGAAAGUAACUCAGCUUUUCUUCCCAACUUACAGUCCCUAGAGAAUAGCCUGGAUGGACAAUUAAAGGUAAUUUACGGUGACUUCUUCAGACUGGAUCCUUUGGGGACUGGAACAGUGAAACCACCUGCUGUAUGUUCAGACAAACUUUUUGAAACCAUGGGUGUAGCAGCAGUUCCUUGGAGGGCUGAUGUACCUGUGAAAAUUUUUGGAAUCUUACCACAAAGAAGAGAAAGGAACAUGCUUUGGAGGCUUCUUUUUGCCCUAUAUGAAUGCAGUUCGAUAUACAGAUAUGGAAGAGUAGAACUCAACAUCUUUGUAAGUGAAAAAGAGUACAAGGUUUUAACAGCAAAGCCUGGAGAAGUGAAGGCUUACCAAGCACUUACUGUACUUUGGCAAGUAGGAUGUGAAAUUGAGUUACUGCACAAGGAACCUUGGUCGUCAUUUGCAACUAAUUUGAAAAGUGGGGGGCUGGCAGUACCAAAAAGCAGGUGGCUGCCAAAUGACCAUUUAUGUUUGGUACGACUGACUCCUCAGGAAAAUCUAUUUACAGGAGGCUUGAAGCCCACAAAUUCAUCUACCUUUAUUUUCAUGGUGAAACAGUGUCUUGCUAAACCCAAGUCUAGACUUACUGAUAGAUUAAAGUCAUGGAGCUUGGACAAUAGUGGCAAAUUACUGAGAGAGCUAGAAAUUCCAAAAAACGCUGAAACACGUAACUUAUACCCAGAAGACUAUAGGCGUCUUUUUGAGGCUUUGCAAAACUCUAGUGUGUUUACUGAAACCUGGUUCCAUGAUGAAGUCUUGGAAAGUAUAAGGAACAUAAACUUAUAAUUUUAAAGCUGCUGUCUUUUGGAAGAUCACCUUUGCUUCUGGAAGAUGACUUUGAUAAGAAAUGAUUUAAACGAAAUCGGAGAUAUUCUUAACUAGAUUUCCUGUCCAAACAGGAAAAUAAAUUUAGCAAGUAACAAGAGUCCUUCUUCAGAGAAUGAAACUCAUGGAUUCACAGUUAUUUUAUCACAAUCCUAUCUAGAAUGGACAAAUUUCACAUCUUUUCCAGGAGCAUGUUAGUGACCUUCUGCUUUUGGUUGUACCACUUAAAUGGAACUUUUUGUUACACUGCUGUAUGUUGACAACAUUUGAAAAAAAUAACUGACCAAAUAUCAUUAUUUGUGUGGUUUGUAUUUUAGAGCUCAGCAAUUUGAAUGCCCUUUCACAGGUUUCUCAGAUACACUGGUCUUUACAACCAUUAAAUGUGUUUUAUUGUCUCCUGAUAUAAAAACCUUGCAGUCUAAAGUCAACAUAAUAUUACUAAAUCAAUCCUUGUGGGUUAGAAGAAGACAAGCUUAUGACAGCAUGAUAAAACAUCAGCUCAGAUGUUGUUAACUAAAGUUUCCUGUAUUGCUGAUUGGAGAAAAAUGUUGUGACAAUUCUUUCUUUUGAGAUUUUGAAAAGAACACUGGGCACCAUGUUCUAGUUUACAGUAUGCAAACACCUAUAUGCAUUUAGGCACUGUCCUAUUUUAGGUCUAAACCCAAAGUAAUCAGAACAGUCAGCGUUGUAUAAACAUUUCAGUUAGGAAAGAAAAAUAUCUCACCUUCAACCUUUGUCAAUAUGUAUUUAUUUGAUACAUAUUACAUGUAAGUAAAACCUGACUUUAAAACCAUAUUCUAUUAAAAAGAUCUUUUUAGCCAUAGUCCUCCAUUAUGCAGCCUGUUCUGUUGUCUGAAUAGCACUGGCAGGCUAUUCCGGUUCUGUGUUCUAUAGUGUCUCCUCUGGGAAGAGCUGUGGCCAAAAAGAUGCUUUUUUAGCAGAGUUAUGAGUCAAUAAAAUGCAUUUUUGGUAAAGGCUGAGCUAUUUUCAGCCAUUGGAAAACAGCAGUGACCAAAACAAUGCAAACACAGAAUUGUAUUUAUAAACAGUGUGAGAUACAGAUGUGACAAGCAUUCAUCUCUCUUCCUUCUGCAGUUCCUGCUGCAGAAGGGAAAUUGACCUCAAGCAGCUGCAGUUCACUGCUAGUUAGGCUGCAGCUUUCUGUUUAAGCUGCUAAUAAUAAGCCUUUGUAAUGUUAUUAUGGUGAAACUGCUGGAAAGGCUGAGGUUUAAUUUGCAGUCUAUCUCAGGAUACUACUGCUGUGCAGGUGCAGGUCUUGAAGAUUUGAGGCUUGCUUUCUGUUUACAUCUCUCGUAUUUCUGACAACGUGCAUUAUAAAUUGACCGUGAGUGGCAAACUUGCACUAACAGAAGCAAACCCACAUAUUUUCAGUUUCAGUUGAUGGUAACCAUCUUAUCUUCUGGUCCAAAAGAAUGCAAGCAUCUCCUGGCCUAAUUUUUUUUCUCAAUCAGAUAUCAAAUAUCUUGCUCUUACUACAGCAAGAUGUCUUCUAUCAUCAUACUAGGGCAAGUGUUGAAUGCAUGGAAUAUAAGACCACCACUGUCUAUACAAACUUUAACUGUGUUGCUGAUAACGUUUCAAACACAAACUGAAAAUAAGAUAAUUACUUGCUGUGAUUUUUUUAAAUGCUUUUGGAAAACAGUAUUUACUGAGCCAAUGCAGAUACUCCCGAGAAAACAGCAGGAGUUUGUAAGUGGGAGGAAUAUUGUGGAACGGGGUACUUGAAAUGAGAUUUAGUGUGUUUAAGCCCUGAUCGCAAAUACGAAAUGAAGAAAAUAAUGGCUAUAAUUAUGAAAGUGGUUUUGAAAUUGGUAGAAGAGAUAGAGAAUGUGAAAAUUACUGGUGUACAUGAAUGAAUACAGGGAAGUGAAAUUGAAGUAAGUCCAUGGAUUCUUUGAUGCUAUCCACCCAGUACUUCCUACUGUUAGAGCUUUACAGUGUCAGUAGGAUAAUGCUAAAUGCAAACUUUAUCUGAAAUGCUAAGUUGUAUAUAGUGGCUUCUUGUUAGGAUUUUUAAUGAACCCUGUACUACUUGUUUUCCUUUUCUUUGCAUAUCUGCCUUUGCCAUAUUCCUCGAUAAGGUUAAUGGAAAAUUGAGCCAA
Messenger RNA from Apus apus (common swift), 3447 nucleotides. RefSeq names its product transcription factor B2, mitochondrial (gene TFB2M). Gene Ontology annotation, molecular function: mitochondrial transcription factor activity; rRNA (adenine-N6,N6-)-dimethyltransferase activity. The record is from RefSeq and is a predicted model, not a curated record. Gene Ontology annotation, cellular component: mitochondrial matrix. NCBI's taxonomy places the organism in Eukaryota, Metazoa, Chordata, Aves, Apodiformes, Apodidae. The coding region runs from base 74 to 1285 and encodes 403 amino acids. Gene Ontology annotation, biological process: rRNA methylation; transcription initiation at mitochondrial promoter. The transcript has 8 exons.